AUGUCUUCGGAUGGACUCAAUCGACGCGAAAGAGUUGUCGAUAGGAAUGGAGACACAAAUGAGGAGAACGUGUCUCGAGUGGUGUCUCAAGAAGUUUCGCCCGAAAGGCCACAAAACCAGAGUAUUAUGAAGCGAGUGAUGAGUCUAAUGGCACUCUCGAUGGCUAUUCUUGUGGUGGUUUACUACACGACUCAAUGCAAUGACACCAAAGAACUAAUGAUGGCUUCGGCCACUCAAUCCAUAACGGGUUCGCCAGUCGGACAACAAGUGAUGUGUUCUCAAGACUAUAACGAAGACAGAGUUCGGUUCCCGUCUUGUGCUCCUCAAAGAUGCGGUCGUUUUGUGUCCGAUUCGGUGAUCACUGAAUCGGAAGCCAAACACUUGUUGUCAGUGACGAAGAGAGGCCUAUCAUUGGGCGGCUCUUCAGGCGGCGCCUCUUUCUUCAGCUUACAUUCGGGCGACCUUUCGAUGGCAACUAAUUUCGUGAAUAUCUAUAAACUCAUGGAUAGUACGCAACAAACGGAAGAGCUGUUCACCAAAAAAGACUUUGAAGUCUACAGAACUGUGACGAACAGAAUCCGCAAAACGAUUGCAAUUCAUUUCGGCAUCUCUUCGGCUCAGCUCUACAUAACGAUUAUGACUGUCUUCCGAAGAAGUACGGCAAAGAAGCCCCGAACCAAACACGACGUGUAUUGGCGCCGACACGUCGACAAAAGGGAACGUAAAGUGCGAACAAUUCACUUCUUUGCUGUAUUUGUCGACAUAUGGCGCGGACUUCUCCGACGGACGCCUUAUAUUGACGGACGAGAAAGAAACGAGCACUUCUUCGAGAGGGUCACCAACGGGACGAGAUAUGCUUUGGUUAUGGCCUUCACGUGUGACCCCGAGUUCGCCGCCAAAGAUCCACAGAUU
Oppiella nova is the source of this 912-nucleotide messenger RNA. The record is from the annotation of a GenBank genome assembly. NCBI's taxonomy places the organism in Eukaryota, Metazoa, Arthropoda, Arachnida, Sarcoptiformes, Oppiidae.